AAAGAUUAGAUACAAUGAAGAAUGUUUAAAAUAUUAGUUAUUUUAUUUCAGGAUAAAAUAAGAUGGAGGAUGUUCUUGAUAGAUGUGGAUAUAUUUUCACAACAUGUGACAUCACACAAAAUGACAUCACUGAGAUUAAACAAGCUAAUGAUAGACAUUAAAGGAUUGUCCUUUAAUCAUUGAGAUCCCAAAACCAACCCCUUUGUUUACACUGAUAUUAGGUUAGGGGUUGACUUGUUUCGUCAUCACUGAUUAACACAGACAUGGAGAGUAACAGCUUUGAGUUACUGUCAUUUCCCAGAAAGAUCACACCAUGUUUAACCACAUCAAGAAAUGCCUUACAAAAUGCUCGAGUCAGCACUGCUGCAGUCAAGAAAUCCAGAACCAGACAACUGCACCGAGUUACUCCAUCAUCUGAGCCUCCGAUGUCAGAGGGUUUACCAGCAGAACCCGUUACUAAAAGUGAAAGCGGCACACAGACACUCCUUCAUCCAAUGGAGACAAACAUUGUUAAAUCAUAUGAAUGGAAUGAGUGGGAGCUGCGAAGGAAAGCAAUCAAACUGGCAAAUAUUCGUGCCAGGGUUACUCAUGCGACUCAGACCAAGAUGAGCCACAUGAGACGUGAAAACGGCACCCAGACCUGGCUGCCGGCAAACGCCACUUCUCAGUGCAAACGAGAUGGUUACAGUGGCGUUCCCAGACCCAGUGUCUACCAUGCCGGUCUGAGGGGACAGAAGGAAACAAAGAUGGUCAAGGUAAACCUGACCAGACCAGUGGAUGAAUGAUCACAACAGGUCAACGACUACACAAGUCAACAUGAUGACAAUGGAUUUAGGCUAGGUCCAAAUCUACAGAACCAGACCCCCAGUGUGGGAGAUAACCCAACAAGACCUUUGGACAAAUCCCUUCUCUUAUGAUCACCACAAUGAAUCCAAACUUUGUGCUGCUAUUAGCAAAAAGCUCAGACCAGGAGGCCGCAUACCAGGAGUGCCAGACCAUCUUUCAAAACCCUUUCAGACAACCCAUUACCAUUGAAAACAACCUGUUCAAGAGAAGAAGAAAAAAUCAGAUGUCAAAUGUAAUAAAUUGAUCAGGUUGACGUGAAAAUGGAAAACUUUUAAACUGGCAAAAAUUCAUGCUGAGGUGACUCACUGGACUCAGACGGAGAUCCCUGCUAACACUCAUCAGUUGGAGUCCACAGUCUGAGCUGUUCAGGUGACAGGAAGGAACAACGUUGGUCAAGAGAAAAAGAGCACAAAAUGCAGCUUUGACGGAAGCGGAGCGGCUCACUUCAUCAUCGGCUCCUCGUCUGUCAACCUCGACUGUGCAGCUGAACACCGACAGCUGCAGCUCCGAUAUGACCAAGAGAAGUCCUUCUCAUCAGCUGUUCAAAAGGAUGCUGAACCAUCACUGCAGAAGGAACCCGGAGCUUCAUGAGGAGCUGCAGAUCCAGGCUGCGGUGGCAGCCGGAGAUGUCUGCACGGUCAGGAGGAUGCUGGAGCACGGGUACUCGCCAAAAGUCCGUGAUGCCAAUGGCUGGACGUUGCUGCACUUCUCUGCUGCCAAAGGAAAGGAGAGGUGUGUUAGGGUUUUCCUGGAGCAUGGAGCUGACCCCACAGUGAAGGACUUUAUUGGCGGCUUCACAGCUCUGCACUAUGCCGCUAUGCACGGCAGAGCUCGAAUAGCCCGUCUCAUGCUGGAGUCCGAGUUCCGCAGUGAUAUCAUCAACGCCAAAAGCAAUGACGGCUGGACACCGCUGCACGUGGCGGCCCACUACGGUCGUGACUCUUUCGUGCGGCUCCUGUUGGAGUUUCAGGCCGAAGUAGACCCACUCAGCGACAAAGGCACCACACCGCUACAGCUGGCCAUCAUCCGCGAGCGCUCCAGCUGCGUGCGCAUUCUACUGGACCACAGCGCCAACAUUGACAUUCAAAAUGGCUUCCUGCUGCGAUAUGCCGUCAUCAAGGGCAACCACUCGUACUGCCGCAUGUUCCUGCAGCGAGGAGCGGACACCAACCUGGGACGGCUGGAGGACGGACAGACGCCACUGCACCUGUCCGCCCUCAGGGACGAUGUGCUGUGCGCUCAGAUGCUCUACACCUACGGAGCCAACACCAACACCCGGAACUACGAAGGACAGACGCCUGUGGCCGUGUCCGUCAGUAUGUCAGGAAUCAGUCGGCCGUGUCUAGACUUCCUACAGGAAGUCACCAAACAACCACGGAGUCUCCAGGACUUGUGUCGAAUAAAAAUCCGUCACUGCAUCGGCCUCCAGAGCCUGAAGUUGUUGGAGGAUCUACCGAUUGCCAAAGUGAUGAAAGACUACCUUAAACACAAGUUUGACCACGUGUGACCACAACGACGUGACGAGGAAGAACACGAAAACUGAAACUGUCACAGAUGAAGACUAUGCAAACACAUCCAGCCCACAGGUCUGGACCAAACAACUGAGUGACGACCAGUUCGCUUUGGUCACUUCACUCGCCUGCUUUGACCCUGUCAUGCCAGCAAGGGCGCCACCUGGGGGAGCCAAGAUGACAUUUAUGUUUGGAGAUGUGAAACCUGUUUGUGUUCUUACUGUUGGUGAUCAAACCUUUCAGUUUCUGUUCUAGAAUCUUCUCAUCUAUGUUCACACACAGAGAGAACAAGUAUUCUGUCCCAGUGAUCGGGACGCACAAAAAAAUCUUGUCCACAAACAUUCAAAAGUCUUUGGUUUAAGCAGCUGAUAUCUGAACUUUGCCCCGCCCCUGCCCAUGUUGAAUCAUGGAUGUCAUAAGUAGAGAAUGUGGGCACAUUAGUUGAUCAAGUGGGCCACGUUUGUUUGAAGUUUGAUUUCCCAUUUCUGAGGACCAAGUUUGGCCAAAUCUAAUCUAGACUGUGGGCUACAUCCUAAACAAAGUUUGAAAAACUGUGAGAUUUUCUUAAAUGUAUUCGUCUCUACUUGCAGUAGGCCACAUCGCACAUCGUCAUUAUUCAAAGCUGCCCACAUUUGACCCUUUUCUAAGCCUAUGUUGGACAGUGACAUUUGAAGAACCCGGUUUUGUUGAAGUUUGUAGGCCACACCAAUGUUUACAAUAUUUUUGGACUAAUCUGGUUUAAAUCAGCUUCAUCUGAUCUGACCUGAGAAAUGUGUCCCACCUUUUGGGGGUCUGUAAGUGAGAUGGUUGUGGUUGAGGUUUGUGGUCUCUUCUCUUGUGGCCCACACCAGAUGUCCAGAUUAUUGGUAUCUUAGGCCAUAUAGGCCACACCAAGUCAGUAGCGGGACUGUAGAACACAUACUCCUGUGGCCCAAUUGUACGCUUAUGGAAAUGAGACAUGUGCCACAACAAAGGUCCUUUUUUAUGUGGGCAAAGUGAACUGGUCCAGUCAGGAUCCUGAAUUGAUUUUUCUCUACUUUCACAAUGUUGCUUCUGUCACCACCUUCUGUUGCUUCCUUAAAAAAAGCACAAUAGUUUUUUAAACUGCUCCGUCACUGAGUUGACAUCAUGAUACCCAGCCCCAACAGUUGGUUUAGUUUUUGAAAAUGAGGGAGUUUGUACGUUUGACAAAAUGUGUGAAGAUGUCGUUACAGUAUUUCUUUUUAUAUAAAAAGUGUUUGGAUAUUCUGUCAGUGAAUUUUACCUGAAGUAAAAAUGAAUGAAAUUCCCCAAUGAAUCAACAUCCAUGAAAAAAAGGAGAAAGUGACCUGCAGCCCACACUGCCCUCACCAAGCAGCUCUUACACUCAUACUUUAAACAGGAAACAGAAACAUUUUAAACCCCAGUAAUCCAGGGUCCAGAAGGCAGAAUCAGCCAUUUUACCCCACUGCUGCCCUGGUCAGUGAGCGCCCCCUCAGAGAGACCACCUGACCACAGCAGCAGCAGGAGACGGCCAACAGAUUUCUGAAAGGACCCUGGUGUGGGACAGGAAGCAGUCAGGCCUGCUGCCUCCUGUGGCCAGUUUGUGUCACUGUGGUUAAUUGGAACAAAAGUCUUGGAAAAUUUAAGUGACCAUAAGUUGAACAGAAUCCUCACUUCUCACACACACUCAGACACACAAUGGAUGUAAAUAUGUAAAACAGAUAUUUUUCUAGACUUAUUUAAGCAAAUGUCUUUGCUCUUCUUAAAUGUAUUUAAAGUUAAUAUUAAUAUAAUGAUGUGCUUCAUGUUUAUUCUUUGUGUUUCAUGUUUGUUUGUUUUUUUCAUGUGUAUUUCUUGUACUAGAACUGUUUGGUACCGAUUUGUCUCUUUUUUUAAUUUUAUCUGGCAGGAACAUUUGGGUGCUGACUUUCAAUCCAUCACUCUGUUUGUGGAGAUGAAACUGUGAACUUUUUCAUUCGGACGAUUAAAGUUUAGGCUCUUAAUAAAACUAAAAGAAACUGUU
This is a messenger RNA of Cynoglossus semilaevis (tongue sole), 4362 nucleotides long. RefSeq names its product ankyrin repeat and SOCS box containing 7 (gene asb7). The record is from RefSeq and is a predicted model, not a curated record. Gene Ontology annotation, molecular function: protein binding. NCBI's taxonomy places the organism in Eukaryota, Metazoa, Chordata, Actinopteri, Pleuronectiformes, Cynoglossidae. The transcript has 6 exons. The coding region runs from base 1358 to 2353 and encodes 331 amino acids. Gene Ontology annotation, biological process: intracellular signal transduction.